CUCCCGCCUCUUCAAGACGUGCGUAGUUUUUUUUUUUGUCUGGCUCCCUUUGGGUUGUCUUCAAGUAAAUUUGACUCACAACCGAGAAAUUAACUUCAAUUUAAAGAUUAAACACCAUGAAUAGCUUAAUAAGAUAUACUGCUCGGUGUAUGCGGUCCGGGGCGGCGUACUCCCUACCGGGACACGCCGAAGGACGCGUGUGGACGGCGUCAAGCCGGCUUCUGUGCACGGCGGCGGGCCUCCAUAAAGACCUUGAUGGGGUGGUGAAGAAGGACAAGGUGGUUGUCUUCAUGAAGGGGACACCGGCGCAGCCCAUGUGUGGCUUCAGCAACGCCGUGGUCCAAAUCCUCCGGAUGCACGGCGUGGACGACUACGCUGCGUACAACGUCUUAGCAGACGAGGACCUCCGGGAAGGAGUCAAAGCCUUCUCCAAUUGGCCGACGAUUCCUCAGGUGUACUUCAACGGCGAGUUCGUGGGAGGCUGCGACAUCCUCCUUCAGAUGCACCAGAAUGGCGAUCUAGUGGAGGAGUUGAAGAAGCUGGGCAUCCAGUCUGCACUACUAGACGCAGAAAAAGACUCAAAGUAGACAAACUUUUAAAAGUUCUGACGAAACAGAGGACGUAUUUACCGGGUUGAAUAUCACAUCGCACUCUCCAGGCAAAAUUGAAUCACCCUUCUGACUGACAAGGUGUGACGAAGCAUGGAUGGUAUGAGCAGAUCAGGUGGCAGAACACUUUAAGUUUAACCUCACUACUUUGUUGCCGUUAUGCAUCAUAUAAGCAGAAAUGUUACUAUUAAAUAUCAGUACAUAAGUACAACAAAUACAUUUCACUGUCAUUUAUCAGUCAUACUACUCAAAAGCUGCCAGUCUUGUACCAUGUCGCUGUCUCUUUACGACCAAAAUGACUCCUCCGGUUGACUUGUCCCUGCAUAAGUUUGACCAGGGAGUGAUGUCAGCGCACGAGAAUUGAGCAAAGAAGGGGCAAUUCUGUCUUGAAUUAUGUUAUUGAAUAAAGUGGAUACUGCUAAACAGGCACUCCAUGGAAGCCACAAGUGUCUUAAAUGCACACCCUCUGUUUUAAAGUGAAGACCCGCUGAAACGCAACAAAUAUCCCGCAUCUAUCAAUCACUGUAGCUUCAUUUUUUGCUUUUUAUGCUCAUUUGUGGUGGACUGCUACACCUGGGCUGCCAGAGAACAAGACGGCGCAGGAGGGAUGGACACUGAAUUGCAAGAUAGUGUACAUUUAUGUCAUAAUCAGAUGUAUUUUAGCAAAACUGUGUGACAAUAAAAAUAUUUUAUGACUCAAUUUGAGUGAUGUGGCACACGCGAGACAUCCGACCACAGCUUAUCAUCACAAAGUGGAGUCUUUAAUCAUACAAAAUACUAUUUUACAAA
Molecule: messenger RNA, 1397 nt
Organism: Dunckerocampus dactyliophorus (ringed pipefish)
Lineage: Eukaryota; Metazoa; Chordata; Actinopteri; Syngnathiformes; Syngnathidae
Gene: glrx5
Product: glutaredoxin 5 homolog (S. cerevisiae)
Exons: 2
Coding region: 117-587 (156 amino acids)
Source: RefSeq, a predicted model, not a curated record